UUAAAUAUGGAAGGUUCAGGCGAAUUUAUAGAGAAAUUCAUUGAAAAGCCACCUGUGCAUGAUCAUCAGCCGCGCCUGAAUGAGGUGGCUCAAAAGUUUUUGGCCGACUUAGAUGAGGAGCGUCAGCGUUUGUCCGCCGAAUUUCCCUUAUGUGCUCUGCUAAUCGACGAAGCCGUGGACCGUGUUUACUGCACAGGUCGCAUUCCUGGCAAAGAAUUCUAUGCCGAUGUGUACAAGCAGAAGCCAAUGAAAAUCACACAAAAGGUGUUUGUGCCUGUCAAGCAAUAUCCAAAGUUUAAUUUCACCGGCAAGAUAUUGGGCCCCAAGGGCAACUCGUUGCGCCGCCUGCAGGAGGAGACGCAGUGCAAGAUCGCCAUUAAGGGGCGCAGCUCUAUUCGCGAUCGCAACAAGGAGGAACAGCUGCGGAAUUCCGGAGAUCCGCGCUAUUCCCAUCUACAGAAGGAUCUGUUUCUGGAGGUCAGCACUGUGGCUACCCCGGCCGAGUGCUAUGCCCGCAUUGCCUACGCCCUGGCCGAGAUCCGUAAGUAUCUAAUUCCAGACAAAAAUGACGAAGUGUCGCACGAACAGCUGCGCGAACUCAUGGAAAUGGAUCCCGAGUCAGCCAAAAGCAUCCAUGGACCGAAUCUUGAGGCUUACAGAUCUGUAUUCGAUAAGAAGUUUGGGGCUGGCAGCAGCAGUGCUCCAAAGUAUAUAAACCUCAUCAAGAGAGCCGCGGAAAAUCCGCCCGAAGCCGAAGAGGCAGAGGAGGCGGUCUACGCAUACGAGCAUCCACAUCGUAUGCCUCCCAAGCGUGGCCCACCCACCGGCUAUGAGUACAGCAAACCACGUCCAUCAAUAAUACCGACAAAUGCAGCGGCUUAUAAACGUCCACAGCCAUAUCCAACCGACAUGAAACGUAUGCGCGAACCGCCCAUCAAGUCCUAUAAACCCAAUACGUAUACCAUACUCAAAAAAUAUAAAUAAUAUCACAAAAUUCAACUCAAAUAAACCCGAGUUGAACUCAAGUCAAGUUGAUUCCACCUCUACUCCAUAAAUGAAUGAAAAAUUAAGGACAAUGUUUAUGUUUAUAAAACCUAAAUCCGAAAAGAAAUAUCAAUGAGAAAAGUCAAUUGCUUCUUGGCCUGACAAGAUGACAAGAUUAUGAUAUACGAUGAAUGAAUAAUA
This is a messenger RNA of Drosophila persimilis, 1185 nucleotides long. RefSeq names its product KH domain-containing, RNA-binding, signal transduction-associated protein 2 (gene qkr58E-3). NCBI's taxonomy places the organism in Eukaryota, Metazoa, Arthropoda, Insecta, Diptera, Drosophilidae. The coding region runs from base 7 to 984 and encodes 325 amino acids. The record is from RefSeq and is a predicted model, not a curated record. The transcript is spliced from 6 exons. Gene Ontology annotation, molecular function: mRNA binding. Gene Ontology annotation, cellular component: nucleus. Gene Ontology annotation, biological process: regulation of alternative mRNA splicing, via spliceosome.